ACUCUCUUCUCCCUGCUCCAGUAGCCAUGGAUACUCCCGAAGCUCUCAACAAAGUUCUCUCCCGGAUUCAAACCUUCGAGCCACAAAAUGCCCACAAAAUAAUUGGUUUCAUUCUGCUGCAGGAGCAUGGCGACAAGAAUGUCAUCAGGCUAGCUCAUGUCCCCGACGCCCGCCUUCUCUCCAUCAUCGAUGAAGCCAAAGCUUUCCUGGGACUUUCGUCGAACGCUUCGUCUUCUCCUUCUUCCCCGAGUUUGGGCCCGUUUUACCGGCCUCCCCUGAGGGUCACGAUUCCCCAGAACGAGAUUCGGUCAUCUCCCUGGUCCAACGGCUCCCCGGUCUUCUCGAGAAGCCCCGGGUCUGGACUUCCGGGUUCCUCGGCUCCUUUUUCUCGCAGCGGCGGCGACCCCAUUGGUCGGUUGCCGGUUGCUAACGAGUCCUGCGAUUCUCCCGGGUUUCUACCGACUGAGGGAAACCGGUUAACUCUUCAGCAUCACAAUCGGAGGUGCUCUUCUGAUGAUGUUUUCGCCAUUGAUUGUAACGACGGAGUUUGGGGGCCUCCGGUUUUCGACAAUCGCAAGUUUCUGCAUGGUUCUUCUGCUGAUUUGGCUGUAAAAGAUGACACUUCUCUUGAAGAGUUUCUUCGCAUCAAUGCCCUUCAGCAGCGGAGGCUCUCUGCUGCUUCUAUGCUCAUGGCUUCUGAUGGUCGAUACCCCCUCAGUUACAGUGAUCGCCUGGGUAAUUUGAACGACAGUCCAAGGUCGGGACCGGUGAUCAGUGAUCUCGUGGGAGGCAAUUCAGAUGGGUACUCAAAUCCAAGUUCUUGUCAGAUUUACUUGACAUUUCCAGCUGAUAGCACAUUCACUGAAGAUGAUGUCUCUAGCUACUUUAGUAUGUAUGGGCCAGUGCAAGAUGUUAGAAUUCCAUUUCAGCAGAAGCGGAUGUUUGGUUUUGUUACGUUUGUCUAUGCGGACACUGUGAAGCUAAUCUUAGCCAAAGGAAACCCUCAUUUUGUGUGCGACUCCCGUGUUCUUGUUAAACCGUACAAGGAAAUGGGAAAAACCUCUGACAAGAAUAGAAAGCAAAAACUGCUCCAUCUGGAUAUGGGAAAGUCAUCAACAAGUUUAAGCUCACCCGGUGUUGAUUCUAGGGAGCCCCUUGACAUUCCAUUUGGGCCAAGAAUGUUUCACAAAUCAAAGGAGACUACACUUAGGAGAAUGUUAGAGCAUGAAGCUCAUUUGCAGAAAACCAUCCAGCUGCAGAGCAGACGAUUAAUGGAUUUGCAGCUUAUUGAUGAGAUGAAGAAUAGAGGGAGUAUUAAUGAGUUCCAGCCUGGCAGCUCAUCUCCCAUCCUCCCACUCUCUCAGUCACCAAAUCAUCAUAGUUUCAGUCUUAAUGAGACAGCAGAAAUUAACGAGAAAGAGAACGAUAGUGGACAUGAAAAUAGUGGCAAUAAGCAACAUGAUAACCUUGAUAGUUCUGAGCUUCAUAACAGUCUUGGAGAACAUCCGCAUUUGCGAUUAGAGCUCAAUUCAAACCUUUGGGAAACUGUCCGGCCGUGAAUGGGUGGCACCUUUUUUUCAACACGUUGUAUGAAGAUGUGCGGGUAAUUUGACUAACCUCGUUUUUUCUUCUUAAACUUUCAGGCUACAAAAGUUCUUGAACUAGUUAGACCCAGCAAGGGUAUCUGAUUAAGAAGCCAUAGAUUGUAGUAGUAGGUGUGCUAUAAUUGACCUCGGGUUAGCAAGGGUAUCAAAUUUUGAAAGUUUGAAUAGUAGGCCAAAAGACCAGAAGUAAAGAUCUGUAAGGAAGAUCUCUUCAGGAUCAAACAGGACAUUUUACUUACAGCAAUAACUGAUGCAUAUAUAUAUAUAUAGGACAAGUGACUUUUUUACAUAGAUUAGCUCUGUGAAAUUGCUCUUUUAUACCUAUAUCAACCAUUUCACAAAAACUUUACUGUAUUUGAUCGAAUGGGUUGUACAACUACUGUGACUUUUUGUAAGAGUAAUACUCCGUUGUAGAUUUUACGGAGUAUAUCAACUAUAAUUAGGGUUAAAAGACAUCACCUUUUUGUUCAUGUGGCAAAAUAUAGGCUUCGGGUUUAAUUUUAGAACAACCAUUCUUGGUGUACACAUUUUUGUACCCAUCAGUACACG
Molecule: messenger RNA, 2153 nt
Organism: Cuscuta epithymum
Lineage: Eukaryota; Viridiplantae; Streptophyta; Magnoliopsida; Solanales; Convolvulaceae
Source: the annotation of a GenBank genome assembly